AUGGUACGCCCUCAGCUUGAUUUAAAUCCUUUUAAGGAUGUGAUUACUGCUCUUUUCCAUCAGCAAAAGACUGUCGAUACUAUCUGUCACGAGCUUACCCAGACCCUCGCACGGCGCCUACAGAAUGGGGUCUACACCGUCUAUCCCCAAAGACGGUCGACAGUGAGGCCUUAUGCCAGCGUAUUCAGUCACUUGUUCGCGAUAAUCUCUCUGAUGCAGAGAUACUACGAAGUCUACAUAACGAGGGGUUCCAAAUCGCCCAUGAUACUCCAAAAAAAGCGACGACAACAGCUUCGUCUUCCUCGUCGUACGGAUAAUCCUGAGGCCCUUAGGAUACAAGAAGCACAUAUGCAAUUAGCGAUCAGGCAGGAGAUUCAUAAUGGAAAGAUCGAAGGGUACAGUAGAGGCCUUCUCCAUACCCAUAUCCGUCAAAUGGGCCAUCUCCUCCCUCGGAACGCCCAGAUGCUCUUCGCCGCAGAACGCUUGAUCUUCAGCGGCAGCGCUAGGGGUAUCAUUCACCUGGUCCAAACUAUGUUUGGCAUAUAG
Penicillium subrubescens is the source of this 546-nucleotide messenger RNA. RefSeq lists its product as uncharacterized. The record is from RefSeq and is a predicted model, not a curated record. The transcript has 3 exons. NCBI's taxonomy places the organism in Eukaryota, Fungi, Ascomycota, Eurotiomycetes, Eurotiales, Aspergillaceae. Bases 1 to 546 code for a protein of 181 amino acids.